GUGAUGAACAUAAUGUUAAAUCUGAAAUAAAUAAACAGGCAAAGAAGCGAUUAAAAUCUUCUAAUGAAAAAAAUGAAAAGCAAUCUACUUCAAAUUCUAAAGUGGUAGAGCUAUUGGCUUAA
Molecule: messenger RNA, 122 nt
Organism: Funneliformis mosseae
Lineage: Eukaryota; Fungi; Glomeromycota; Glomeromycetes; Glomerales; Glomeraceae
Source: the annotation of a GenBank genome assembly